AACUCUAAACUGGAUCAGGCAGAAGUCAAUGACAUCACCUUUUCUCCUUAUCCCAAGGAUCAGCCCCCAUGUUACUGUGGCACCGUUUGUUAUUCUCUCGCAUCUGAGAAUUUCUAAAAAGAGACUAAAAUUUCUCUGUUAGCAUAUUCCUAUCAUAUUGACCAGGUUUCUUUGCAAAGAAAAGAAGCAGAAAGAUAGAACUGUUAAUAGCAGAAAGCAACAAACAUUUUUAAGACACCACAUGUCUCCACUGGAAGAUCUCCUGGCAUAAAUUGUUUAAAAUUGAGCAUAAUUUGGUGUCCAAAUAUGAUUAUGACUCCUUACCGCACUGCUAACUUUUGAUUUCUUUCUGGUGCUUUUGACCACGUGAAUUUACUGUUAUUCAUACUUUUACUUAUAUAUAACUUUCAAAAUCUCAAUUGGUCAAGGGUGAAACCUUAAAGUGAACCGAUUUACAAUUAUUCUAACAUCAGCCGCUCAUGGGAGUAGGAAAAGCAAAUGAAGGCGAUUAAACGGGUUGAAACAAACCAAAAAUAUUAACAGCUUGUCACUUAAAGUCUGUUUAAAAUCAUCUUAAGACUGCAGGAAACAAUCUCAUGUAUACAUGAGGGAGAUCUCGGAAACUCCUCUCAGAAAGGCCUGGACUUGUCAUUUUGUUGGUCUUUCAACUUUUAAAGUGUUGAACAUUUGCAGAUUCCUGACUAUAACUUGUUUUUCCAAAGUUUACUUGAAGAUUCUGCUUUUUGGGAUAGAAUUAUUUCUUCUGAUGAUGAUGCUGACGACGUGUGAAGAAAUCGUGUUUCUCAAUAAUAAGAGGAGGAGAGAGUAAAACAAAGCUGCAUAAAGGAAGAGGGCAGACUUUCUUCUGGAUCUCCUGCCAGAAAUGAAAAGCUGUCACACAGCGAGAGGAACCAUGGAGGAAAGAACGCCACAGAACCUGCUGCUUUGUCUGAGUUUCCUCCUGUGCUGCACAAUAAACCAAGUCCUCCCAGCUGCUCUGACUGUGAGUCCCGACAGAGCUCAGUUCUUUCAAGGACAGUCUGUGUCUCUGAGCUGUGAGGAGGACAAAAGCUCUGCUGGAUGGACUGUGAGGAGAAACACAACCACAGACACCAGGACUGAGUGUAAAGGAUGGGGAGAAUCUGCUGGUUGUAGCAUCUCCUACUUGCGUCCAUCAGACAGUGGACAGUACUGGUGUGAGUCCAGAGAGGGAGCAGUCAGCAGCUUCAUCGAGCUCAAUAUCACUGGUGGAUCAGUGAUAAUGCACAGUCCUGUCCUCCCUGUGAUGGAGGGAAAUGAAGUCACUCUGAGCUGUCAGAAAGAGAAAGGUCCCUCCAACCUCCAAGCUGCUUUCUAUAAAGAUGGCUUCCUCGUCAGGACUGAGCCUACAGGUCACAUGACCCUCCACCAUGUGACCCCCUAUGAUGGAGGCCUCUACAGGUGUGGCAUCAUCGGUUAUGGAGAGUCUCCAACCAGCAGGCUCUCUGUCACAGCGAAACCCUACGUCCCUCCCCCUCGACGUUCUUCUGGCUCCUCCUCGUCUCUUCAUGUCGUCUUGCUCCCUCUUGCUUCAUUUGUUGUGUUUUCACUGGUGUGACUGUUUCUAUCAAUGAAGCCACAUCGCCACUAGUCAAGCAGUAAGACACAAACGUCAUGAUUCACUAUUGCUCCUUAAUCACAAUGUUGAAUUUGUGUUACCACAUUUUAAACAUAUGUUUGCAUAAAAUAAACAGAAAGUCAUUUAAAAGAAUUCAAACCAAAGAGAGUCCCUCCUCACCAUAAAAAUGUAUUUUUAUUUUAAUUUAAAAGAAAACACCAUCCCUGCUUUAGAGUCCCGUGGUUCAUGCUUUACACCACUACAUGUGAAGUUGAUGGAAAUUGUUAAAUCAACCUUGUCCUUGACCCUAUCUGACCCCAGGCUAUUCCUCCUAGUCAGAUCUAAACAGUGUCUAAUCCCUAAUCAGCUGAUUCUGAAAGGCCCAUGCUGCUUCUCCAUGUCUGGUUCUGGUUCUGGUUCUGCAGAGCAGGCUGGAGCCAGAAGACCUGAGUGGU
This is a messenger RNA of Fundulus heteroclitus (mummichog), 2052 nucleotides long. RefSeq names its product Fc receptor-like protein 5. Bases 884 to 1597 code for a protein of 237 amino acids. Lineage: Eukaryota; Metazoa; Chordata; Actinopteri; Cyprinodontiformes; Fundulidae. The record is from RefSeq and is a predicted model, not a curated record. The transcript is spliced from 5 exons. Gene Ontology annotation, biological process: cell surface receptor signaling pathway. Gene Ontology annotation, molecular function: transmembrane signaling receptor activity.